AUGAUUUCCUUCAGCGAUCACAAAACGCCGAAGCUACUUGACUCAGAAAGGCCUCAAAUAGAGCAUGCUCUCAAAAAGCUCUUGAGUAAAACUGGUUACAAUGAUCCUACUCUUCACCCGCUCCUGCCCUCAUAUACCUCCGCGGCUUCCACUAUCCUCACCGCACCACCCACGCCCGCUGCACCCACGUCUGUUGCAGCCGCCUCUGCUGCACCCACACCCGUCCCCCAAGCUGCUCCUGAGCAACCCCCCAGAAAGCUCCGCCCGCGGAAGCCAAGCUCGCGGGCCUUGCUCUGUCCCCAGAAGCCCCGCAGCGCGUCUUCCGGGUCGAAUGUCAAUAACAAAGCCCAGAGGACGCUGAGCAGUCCCGCUGGUAGCUGA
This is a messenger RNA of Morchella importuna, 381 nucleotides long. RefSeq lists its product as uncharacterized. Lineage: Eukaryota; Fungi; Ascomycota; Pezizomycetes; Pezizales; Morchellaceae. The transcript is spliced from 2 exons. The record is from RefSeq and is a predicted model, not a curated record. The coding region runs from base 1 to 381 and encodes 126 amino acids.